Vicia faba (fava bean) is the source of this 1689-nucleotide messenger RNA. Lineage: Eukaryota; Viridiplantae; Streptophyta; Magnoliopsida; Fabales; Fabaceae. The record is from the annotation of a GenBank genome assembly.
AUGAACAACAUCUUCAAGAUCAUGCUUUGGACUCGUUCUUUAACCCAUUUCAAAUCAACCCACCACAUCUAUUCACGUAAAGUUUCUAACUUUACUAAGGAUCCUGAUCGAGGAUCUUGGGAAUCGACGGAGGGUCUUCUUCAUUGCUCUGCAAAUUCAGUUCCUUUAUCUCCUAUCAACUUCUUGGAGAGAGCAGCAAAGGUUUGCAGAGAUAGAACAUCUCUUGUUUAUGGUUCCUUGAGCUAUAAUUGGGGUCAAACCCAUCAACGUUGUCUCAAAUUCGCUUCUUCUCUUACCAAAUUGGGAAUUUCUCGAGGAGAUGUGGUUGCCACACUAGCACCUAAUGUUCCUGCAAUGUACGAGCUGCAUUUUGCAGUACCAAUGGCUGGAGCAAUUCUCUGUACCCUUAAUUCUCGCCUAGACGCAACUAUGGUUUCAAUUCUAUUAGAGCAUUCACAAGCAAAGAUCCUUUUUGUAGACUACCAACUACUUGAAAUCGCCCAAGGAGCAUUAGACUUGCUUUGCAAAAGAGGAACGGAGUUGCCUAUUAUAGUCCUAAUUACUGACUCUGAUUGCUCAUCUACUGUCGACAAUACAUCAAUUAGUUAUGAGUAUGAGAAGCUAAUGGAUGUUGGCCAUGUUGGUUUUAAUAUCGUGAAACCAAAGAGCGAAUGGGAUCCUAUAAGUAUAAAUUACACGUCAGGCACCACAUCUAGGCCUAAAGGAGUUGUCUACAGUCACAGAGCAGCUCAACUUGGCACAAAUGUUUGUUUAAGGAAAGUUUCUCCAAAGGACAUAUUUGACAGUAUAAUUCAGCAUAAGGUGACACACAUGGGAGGAGCACCUACUGUGCUCAACAUGAUUGCGAAUUCUGCGUCAACUCACAGAAAGCCCCUCGAUCACAAGGUUUUAGUGGUGACAGGAGGUUCUCCUCCACCGCCGCAGAUCCUUUCCAAGAUGGAAGAGAUUGGUUUUAGCGUUUCUCAUCUCUAUGGUUUGACAGAAACAUACGGGCCGGGGAGUUUUUGCGCGUGGAGACCUGAGUGGGACAUGUUGCCUUCGGAAGAAAGAUCGAAGAUGAAAGCUAGACAAGGUGUGCCUCAUGUAGGAUUGGAGGACAUUGAUGUCAAAGAUUCUGAAACUAUGGAAAGUGUUCCGGCCGAUGGAAAAACAGUUGGCGAGAUAAUGUUUAAAGGGAAUACAGUAAUGAGUGGAUACUUUAGAGAUUUGAAGGCCACAAAAGAAGCAUUCAAAGGUGGCUGGUUUCAUAGUGGGGAUCUUGCUGUGAAACAUUCUGAUGGUUACAUAGAAGUUAAGGAUAGAUUGAAGGAUAUAAUAGUCUCUGGAGGAGAAAACAUCAGCUCGGUCGAGGUAGAAACCGUUUUGUAUAGUCAUCCGGCUGUUGAUGAGGCCGCGGUUGUUGCCCGACCGGAUGAUCAUUGGGGUCAAACUCCUUGUGCUUUUUUGAAGCUGAGAGAAGGGUUUGAUGCAGAUGCUCAAGAGAUAAUUGCCUUUUGUAGGGAACGGUUGCCUCAUUACAUGGCUCCCAAAACAGUCAUUUUUCAACAUAUGCCAAAGACUUCUACCGGGAAAAUACAAAAGUAUAUUCUAAGGGAGAAAGCCAAGGCUUUGGAAAGUAUACCUAUAUCCAGUUCCUCUGAUUGUGACAAAAAAAGACGUUCAACAUGA